GUCGAGAAUGGGCGACACGGUCAAGACCAUCUACUCGCGUGGCCAAGUCGGCUUCUUUCUCUACCUUCUCGUGCUCGCAUCGCUCGGUUUGCUGCUGCUGACGCUACCAGCGUCGCCCCCCGAGACGUUCUAUGGACCGCCGCCAGCGUCGCUAAAUACAACGGCGUGCGACGCGUGUGUACUGCGCAACGCAUCCGUGUGCCACGCCGAUCUCGGUGUGUUUUCGCCGCCAAUGCUUGCUGUCGCAUGUGGCGAACGCUGUUGUUGCCCGACGCGCAAUGACGUCGCUCGAGUCGGGGCACCGUACCAUGCGACGGGCUGCCUUCCAGCACAACGGCCGCACCAGUGUCUGUGCACGUACGAGCUGCGAAACGCCGGGUACGGUCCGCUGUCGGCGCUUCUCGGUGCGUUGGCCAUUGCCGCCGGGUGCCUCUGGAGCUGGUACCUGCAGUGCCACUUUUGUCCCGAGCCAACGUUGGUGCCCGACGCCAAGCUGCAUCACGUGGUCGGCUCGCAGUAUACGUAGGUCGAUCUGAGUUCUUAUUGUAAUCAUGGAUGUGUGGUUUCUUGUGGUUUACCCAGAGAUCGCGGUUGCUCGUCGAGAUCGAUGGACCUUCAUCUUGCUCCCAGCUACUCGCUUCUCUGGCUCGAACGAUUGCGCCUUGUCCCAGACCAUCAUGAGAUCCGUGAAGGCGGUUGCUUGAUUUCCAAGACGAUGGCUUGCUCCUCGACUUAAGGUUAGCACAGCGUAUAUACCAUAACUUAGG
Messenger RNA from Saprolegnia diclina VS20, 767 nucleotides. RefSeq lists its product as hypothetical. NCBI's taxonomy places the organism in Eukaryota, Oomycota, Saprolegniomycetes, Saprolegniales, Saprolegniaceae. Gene Ontology annotation, molecular function: oxidoreductase activity. The record is from RefSeq and is a predicted model, not a curated record. The transcript has a single exon. Bases 8 to 526 code for a protein of 172 amino acids.